AUGGAAGUGAAAGUUCCAAAGACACCCCGUCGGCCAAAUUGGACCGAGAAGGUUUUGGUUGAGGCGGUCCGACAACGCGAGGACCGCCUCUUCGGAAAAAUGAAAGGGUCGGGGGGUGUCAAAAAUGUGAAACUCAAAGAGGGGGCGUGGGAGGAGGUAGCAGAGGCGGUGAAUGCACAGUCCGAUACAGUUGAAAGAACUGUUGAAGAAGUCCGGAAGCAAUAUGCAAACAUCAAACAAAGAGCUAAAGAAAAAUCAGAUGCAAUUAGACGUCCUGUCACUGGUGGAGGUCCAAAACCCCCCUCUCCUUCUCCAGUGGAAACAGAAAUACUAAAUCAUCUUGAAGACAGACCCACUCUUUGUGGUCUGUCUUCAGGUCAUGAUACAGAAGAAGUAGUUCUUGGUUGUCUUCAAAGUACUGCUGGUGAUUCAUUCUCAGAGGUGCUAGCUAGUGGAGAUACUUGCUUAGGAAACAGUAUUUCAUGUACAAACAUGGAAAUUCCUAUAAAUGACAGCACCCAGUUUGGUCAAAUUAUUGAUCUACAGUUGCCAUCAACUAUCUCAACUAAGACAUCCAAAAGGAGGAAAACCAUGGAGGAUGAGGAGAUUAAGACAGAGAGGGAGAAGUAUGAUGAAGAGGAAAAAGAUGACAAAAGUAACCUAAAUGUAGGAACUGUAAUGGCUGUCAAUGGUGACAAAUAUUCAAAUCUAUCUAAGGCAGACAUUCCCCAGUCUUGGACACCAAUACUGGAGGUAACAGGAUGUUUUAACAUUCAGCAUUACAAAUCCUACAAUUUUGUUAGAAGGCAAUUUCCCCUACAGAUGUCUGCAGCAAAGACCAUACAUAAAGCUCAAGGGUGA
Messenger RNA from Saccostrea echinata, 861 nucleotides. RefSeq lists its product as uncharacterized. NCBI's taxonomy places the organism in Eukaryota, Metazoa, Mollusca, Bivalvia, Ostreida, Ostreidae. Gene Ontology annotation, cellular component: nucleus. The transcript is spliced from 7 exons. The coding region runs from base 1 to 861 and encodes 286 amino acids. The record is from RefSeq and is a predicted model, not a curated record.